CUGUGAAAAUUUGAAAAUAUAACGCUGAUUUUUGUUGUUUGGCUUCUGAAUUAACAUAGGACAUGUUCCUGUAAUCGGACCAGUCGCUUAUUAGAACCAAAGCAAUCGCUUCCCGAUGUGGUCCUAUUAACCGGAAUCGACUAUAUGUGAAAUAGAUUUCACCUUCAUCAUCAAAUCUUCUUUUUAAUAACAUUGCAUCAAUGAUAAGAGAUCCACUGGGCACAAAUGUUUCUUUUUCAGAAAACUUGUGGAAAUAUAUUGAUACUAGUGAAAUUACUGUAGCUUAUGAUACUUCCUUGCAUGUUGCAUAGUAAAGAAUUUGUGCAAAAGUUACAACUUCAGAUCAAAAUACCUGUACAUAAUGGAUGUGUAAAUAGUAUUUGCUGGAAUGAUAAUGGAAAAUAUCUUCUAUCUGGAUCUGAUGAUCAACGUUUAUCCAUAGUGCAUGGAUAUGAUUACUCGGUCUUAGCAUAUGUCCAGACUGGUCAUCGAGCAAAUAUAUUCAGUGCAAAGUUUCUUCCUAAUACAGGAGAUACUAAUGUUGUGUCUUGUUCUGGGGAUGGAAUUAUAAUUUAUUCCAACUUGGAACGUCCUGAAACUAGCAUGCAUAACAAAUUCAACUGCCAUAAAGGGACUGCAUAUGAAAUAAUGACUGUUCCUAAUGAUCCAAAUACUUUUCUUUCUUGUGGUGAGGAUAGAUCUGUAAGGUGGUUUGAUCUUCGGACAAAGACUUCAUGUUGCAAAGAAGACUGUAGAGAUGAUAUCCUGAUAAACUUCUUAUCUCCUGUAACUUCAUUAGCUGUGAACCCUCUGACACCAUAUCAGCUGGCAGUUGGUUGUGCUGAUGCUUCCGUCCGUGUAUUUGAUCGCAGAAUGCUUUCCACUCAGGCUACUGGAGGGAGCUGGUCAGGUAAUGGUUUUCAAGCUUUGAUGACCUGUUUUACUGUACCUGAAUUUACACAAAGUAGAAGAAUAACUUCAUUAUGCUAUUCUGCUGAUGGUCAAGAAAUGCUAGUCAGCUAUUCUUCAGAUUACAUUUAUUUAUUUGACAUAAGGGAUGACCUUGACAAAAAGCCCCGCAUGUUAUCCAAAGAUUCAUCUUCAAAUGGUUCUGAAAAUUAUACAGGAAUGUUUUUCGGACGUCGUCCCCUGAUGAAGAGGCUGAGAGUGCGAGGAGACUGGUCUGAUACUGGACCUAAUGCUCGACCUGAAGCUGAAUCAAGAGAGCAGCAAGAAACUUCCUCACAAGCUAAUAUCGUGCGUAGAAUGACUGAUAUAUUAACACGAAUGUUUAACAAUUCUACUCAGAACCGAACACAAUCUGCUGCAUCUCGAUCAUCAUCUGGUUCAUCGCAUGCAUCAUCUCAAUCUGAAGAUGGAGAUGCGGAUGGAGCAUCUGAUUCUAAUGAGGAGGAAGGAGAUGAAAGUGCUGUGCAGAGUCAGCUAGCCAAAAAAGAAAAUGAGGAUGUUAACAAUUCAGAUAAUGAAGAUGCUUUAUCUAGCAAAGUUUCAAAUGAUGAAGUGAAAAGUAACACUGAUGAUAAUAGGACUAACUUACCAUCAACUAGCACUAGUGCCUUUGAGCAUGAAAAGGAAUUUCCUAGUUCUAAAGAGUCAGAACCAGGACCUAGUUCACUAAAUAGUGUUCAUGAAUCAGAAGCACAGCCAGGCCAUAAAAAGCAAAAUGUGAUGUUAGCUGCAUGUGAAAAUAGUAAUGUAUCAGAAGAAAAGAAAACAUUGUCUGAUACUCUGUCUUUAAAUUUUGAAAACAUAGAACAAAAAUUCAAGUCAAGACGGAAAGACCUAGUGGAGAAGCACCAUUCUGAACCAAUGGUAAAUUUACAUUAUUCUGGCCAAAGUGUGAGUAGUGGCUUAAUAACUAUGGAUGUUGCUAGUUCUAGCACAGCAAAUGAAAGACAAUGGUUUGAACAAUCUGCUAGUGAUUUAUUUGGGCUUCCUUCAUCUGUAUGUCCUCAAGAACAAGUACCUGAGCAGGGUAACCUGUCUUCUGAAAAUCAAGAAGAAACAACUGCAACAGAAGUGCAAGCAGAACAAGGCAGUUCUGAGAGUGAAACUGAAACUGCAGUGCAGUCAAUAAUGCAAUCUGGGCAAGGCUUUCUGCCAGUGAUAACUAAUAUUCGCUCACUUGCACACACUCAGAGCUUAAGUUCUAGCUCAGGUAAUGUUGAAGCUACUGGGGAUGAAGAAGGAGAAGUAGAAUUAAUGAUGGAAGUAGAUUCUUGGGAUAUUGACAGUAAUGAUACAGAACCAGCAAGUUCCCCAGCCCAUGGAGAUGCUCUAAGUGAUGAUGAUGCAAGACCAACAAGUUCACAUCCUGUUGGAGAUAGUCUAAGAGCUUGUGAUAGACGUAGUGAUAGUUUUCUGUCUUCGCUUGAUGAUGAAGGUUCAUAUAGGUAUGAUGAUAUAAAUAAAGAGGAAUCAUUAUUGACAAAUGUAACUCAGCCAAGAGUUAAGAAGAAAUUUACUGGUCAUCGAAAUGCUAGAACAAUGAUAAAAGAAGCAACAUUUUGGGGUGAUAAUUUUAUUAUGAGUGGUUCAGACUGUGGUCAUAUCUUUAUAUGGGACAGACAUACAGCUGAAUUGGUAAUGCUAAUGGAAGCUGAUCACCAUGUUGUAAACUGUUUGCAACCACAUCCGUUUGAUCCUAUUCUUGCUUCUAGUGGUAUUGAUUAUGACAUUAAACUUUGGGCUCCUUUAAGAGAAGAACCUUUCUUUGAUGUUGAAAAAGCUAAUGAGAUUAUUAAGCGCAAUGAAAUAAUGUUGGAAGAAACGAAAGAUACGAUUACUGUUCCUGCGUCUUUCAUGUUUCGCAUGCUUGCUACUUUAAAUCACUUUAGAACUAGGCGUUCUUAUAGAUGGAGUCGUGCAGCUCGUGAAAUGCGAUCUGCCAAUGCAGACUCAAGUACUCGAUAAUAAAAUCAAGAGUUAAUGGACAUGAUAUUCGAGCGUUUUAAUUUAUUAAUUAGGUUGUUUAUGUUUAUACUAUGAGAGUUCUUUGUUGAUUAGUUGUUAUGCUGCUCAAUUUGUUCUGCAUUUAUAAGCAUGUGCAAGUAGAUUUUAAGUGAUGUGGAGAACUUUGAAAUUAUUUAUCUUAUGUUCCCGAUUGCAGUGUGCAUUUACGCAUGAUGAAAUACUUGUUUGGUAUGUGAGCAUAAGAUUUUGUUUUUUUUUAAGAAAUUCUUUAGAUAUGCUCAUUUUGAAAAAUAUUGCGUUUUUCUUAUGUUCAAAACAUUACAGUAUCAUAGCCAAAAAGUAGGUUUUCAAUUUCAACAACUUAUUUUCCUUAGUAUGUUGUUUAUUUAAAUGUGGUAGUUUUAUAUAUUUUAUUUAUUUAUUAUAUCAAAGCUAUUAAUUUAAUGAUAAUAUUUAUAUCAUUCUUUAAUGAAAAUAUAUAGGUGCUACAUUUUCAACAUUAUUAGGCCAUAAUGAAAUUAGUUUUUCUUGCCUACAAAUGUCUAUAGAAAAUUCAAAUUGAUAAUUAUACCUAUUAAAAAUAUUUUGUUUGCUUAUGUAAUUAAGAUAAUUACAUAAUUCAAAUCAUUUUAUAUAUUUCUCUGCUUUAUGCUUUCAGGUUUGUGUAGAUAAUUUCUUUCAUGUAUAUACUGAAAGAAAAUUUUUAAAUAUAGUGGAACUGUGUUAAAAUAUUUUAAAAACAAUUUUUAACUGAUACAGUUAUAUGUUGAAUAACAAAUUGUAAAUAAGUAGUUGUUCUUUGUAAUUUAAGGUUUUGCACUAAAAUAUAGAUUGCAAGCCAAAUAAUCAAGAAAUUUAAACUUUGUCAAUUUAAAUAAAUUGUAUAUAUUAAAUAGUGCAAUUAUUUGAAUUUUAUGUAUUUAUGAGCUAUAUUAUUAUAUAUUUAUGGCCUGAUUUUUAAUUUUAUGGGAACUGUGUUCUGAUAGCUAUAAUUUGCAUGCUCUUGACAUUAAUUUUGCUAACUUAUUUUUAAAAAUAUUUUAUAAAAUAAAUGAGAGAAGAAAAUUUUUCCAUAAAACUGCAUUAUUCUCUAAGAAAAUAAGGAUAAUGAUUUUUUUUCUGCGUUCAUUUCUUUAUAUUUCCCUUGUUAUGCCAUUUAAUGAAUAUUUCAAUGUAUAGUUUUUGAAAGAACAUGAUUUAUGCUCUUAUGUUAGUAUCUUACUAGGCUUUUAUUAAUAAUAGUUUCUGAAGUAAUAUAACAUAGGAAGGCAUUUGUUUUCUUUGCUUUUAAGUAAUAAUUUAAAAUGGGUAGGAAAAUCACUUUCUAAAGAGAAAAAUUUUUUAACCUGUCUUUAUUUGUGAUAAUAAAUAUUAUCAUUCUUAAUUACCAGUUCUAUUGAAUGUUGUCAUUCUGCCAAAUGAGCAAUAUUUUUUUUAACUGUUCAUAAUAAUUUUACCUUUAUUAAAUAUUGGCUUUAUUCUUUUAUCAAUAAGAUUUUAAUUUUUGCUUUCACAUUUCAAAAUAAUAAUACCUAAUUGAUUCAUACAUAUAAUGGUAAGCGUGUAUUUUUAUAAAACCAUGUCGGUUUAUCAACAAUAAAUGCUUUUAAAUUAAAAAUGUCUUCAUCUUAUGACAUGAGAAAUAACUGUUAAAUUUUGCUAAUGAAUAAUACUGGCACUUGACUUACUAAAAUAAAAAUGUUUAAAUAAAGGUUGAUUGUAAAUUAUGAUAAAAUAGACUAGGUAUAUUGAAUAAGUUGAAAUCUUGAGAAAUCUAAAUUUUCUGUUGGGUAUUUUAGUAAUCUAUUUUGCAUAUUAUUAUAGGUUCUACAUAAACCAUAACAGUUACAGAAUUUGAUUUAUAUUAUAGGUUCUUUAGAACCGAUAACAAUUGCAUCGCAAACAUGUCUCAUGUCUAGUGGGAAAAAACUAUUUGCUGAAUUAUUAUAUACUUAAAUGUUUCCAAAGAAAAAUAGUACAUAAAUUGAUUGGAAGUGCUAGACAAAGGGCUACAUUUAAUUUUAAUACUGCAUUAAAAAUCAGUAGAUCAUUACUAAAUAUUAGUAACAUUAUUAAAUACAUGAACAUUAAUUGUUAUUUUUUGGAAUUUGUGCUUAUAAGUAUUAAUAUAUGUAGAUAUAUGACUGAGAUCAACGUAUUUUCGCAACCACCUUAGCACAGUUUGGCGAAUUUUACAAAUGAAAGAGAACAAUUAUUUUUAUUGAAAAAAAUAUAUAUUGCAUGCAUAUAUAUUUUAUGUUUCACCUAUGUAUUUAUUCCAAAAAAAAAUUGGUAAGCCUAGUUACAAAAAGGAUUUUUGUUGUAGUGGAAAUUUCAUAAUGAUCACUCUGAGAAAAGAUUUGAAGCAAUGUAUCUUUAGCGGUUUUCAGCAAAAUACUGUGUUCCUGUUAAGUUUCGCCUCUGUUUCUUUUAUCAUAAGAAAAUCCCACAGAUAUAAAUUUGGAAAUUGACUUUAAGACAAAAAAUAAUUAUAAUUUUUUUAUAAAAGCUGUUAGAACUUGGAAUACAACAAAAAGAAUGUAUACAGAAAUGGCGUCUUUGGAAACUGAAUAUUUGUCAUGUGCAUAGUUGCUUGAAUAAUUUUUAUGCCCUGUUUUACUAAAGUGUAAUCUAAAAGUUUGGCGAUUUCUGCUAAGGUGGUUGCAUAAGUACCUAAACUUUAAUAGAUAUGACUAAGAAGUACAGUCUAUACAAGCAGAAUAAACAUUAUUAAAAGAUUUCUUUUUUAAGGGAAAGGGUGGUAGUAUUAAGUUUUAUAAGAAACAGUGUGCUAUAAACCUUCAAAAUAGAGUAUUGAAAACAGAGGAUCUUAUUAAUUAUUUUUAAACAUAUUUUUUUUCUUAAAUACACUGAGCAUUUUCCAUUAAUUUAAAUAUCUCAUUUUUUUAAUAAUCAUGCUGAAUUUGAGAAUUUUUUAGGAGGGAAAACAUUUA
Molecule: messenger RNA, 5888 nt
Organism: Stegodyphus dumicola
Lineage: Eukaryota; Metazoa; Arthropoda; Arachnida; Araneae; Eresidae
Product: DDB1- and CUL4-associated factor 6-like
Biological process (GO): positive regulation of transcription by RNA polymerase II
Cellular component (GO): Cul4-RING E3 ubiquitin ligase complex; cytoplasm
Molecular function (GO): protein binding
Source: RefSeq, a predicted model, not a curated record